AUGAGAUCUCAUUAUCAAUAUCUUGUUAUCGGAGGAGGCUCGGGAGGCGUUGCUUCGGCUAGAAGGGCUGCAGGCUAUGGUGCGUCCACUCUUCUCAUUGAGUCGAAGGAAAUGGGUGGCACCUGUGUUAACGUUGGAUGCGUUCCCAAGAAGGUUAUGUGGUAUGCAUCUGACAUGGCGUCCAAAAUUGGUAUUGCCAAGGAUUAUGGUUUUUUCAAAGUUGAUUCUUCCUUUGCCCACGACUUUGAUUGGUCCACAUUUAAACAGAAAAGGGAUGCCUAUAUCAAGAAAUUGAAUGGCAUAUACGAACGUAAUAUGAGCAACGAGGGAGUGGAAUACAUUUAUGGGUUGGCUAGUUUCACUAAGGAUGGAAUAGUGCAAGUAAGAGACAAAUCGGACCCCUCUAAGGUGUCUACUUUCACCGCAGAUAACAUUUUGAUCGCUACUGGCGGUAGACCGGUUAUGCCUACGAAGAUUCCAGGAUACGAGCUAGGAAUCAACUCUGAUGGGUUUUUCAAACUUGAAAAGCAGCCAAAGAGAGUUGCACUGGUUGGAUCAGGCUUUGUUGGGGUAGAAUUCAGCGGUGUGUUCAACGCUUUGGGUUCAGAGACUCAUAUGAUCAUUCGUCAUGAUACUGUUUUAAGUAAAUUCGACGAUCUUAUUAAACAUACCAUCACUGAUAAGUAUGAGAAGGAAGGCGUAUUUAUUCACAAGAACUCCAACAUUAAAAGUGUUGAGAAGUUGGCUGACGGUUCCAAGAAAGUUACACUGGAUACCGGAGUCGUCAUUGAGGUUGACGAGUUGAUCUGGUGCAUUGGUAGACGCUCAAUGAUAGAGAUGCAUCCAGAAAACAUUAAUUUGAAAUUAAACGAUAGAGGACAGGUUGUUGUUGAUGAAUGGCAGCAAACCAACGUUCCAAAUGUGUAUUCAUUAGGCGAUGUUGUUGGAAAUGUGCAAUUGACACCCGUGGCCAUCGCCACCGGUCGUAAAUUGUCCAACAGAUUGUUUGGACCUGAGCAGUUCAAGAACCAGAAAAUGGACUUUGAAAAUGUUCCAUCAGCGGUGUUUUCUCACCCGGAAGUGGGAGCCAUUGGUCUCGCUGAACAUGAUGCCAAGGCCAAAUAUGGGGAAGAGAAUAUCAAAUCUUAUACGUCGAGGUUCAACAGCAUGGCUUAUGCAAUGACUGAGCACAAGUCACCUACUGCCUACAAGUUGGUCUGUUUAAGGACGGAGAAAGAGAGAAUUGUUGGUCUGCACAUAGUUGGAGAUGGAGCCUCUGAGAUCCUUCAAGGAUUUGGCGUCGCCAUCAAGAUGGGUGCCACUAAGGCUGAUUUUGACAACUGCGUAGCCAUUCAUCCAACGUCUGCUGAGGAACUUGUUACUAUGAAAUAA
Brettanomyces nanus is the source of this 1392-nucleotide messenger RNA. It is a transcript of the gene GLR1, whose product is annotated as Glutathione reductase. Lineage: Eukaryota; Fungi; Ascomycota; Pichiomycetes; Pichiales; Pichiaceae. Gene Ontology annotation, cellular component: mitochondrion; cytosol. Gene Ontology annotation, molecular function: NADP binding; flavin adenine dinucleotide binding; glutathione-disulfide reductase (NADPH) activity. The record is from RefSeq and is a predicted model, not a curated record. Gene Ontology annotation, biological process: cell redox homeostasis; glutathione metabolic process; cellular response to oxidative stress. The coding region runs from base 1 to 1392 and encodes 463 amino acids. The transcript has a single exon.